GCUUUUCAUAGGAUGAAAAUGAUACAGAUAAAGUCGGACAACAAAUGACACAACUAGUAAAUGCCUAAGAUAGAAACCACCAUAAAACAAGGAGCAAUGCCUAACCCCUUUGACAAGAACCAAGAACAAAUUGAACGGAUGACAAGCAUACGUUAGUUACAGAAACUCCACCAUCAAUCUCCAACGAGACAAAGAAUCAAAGACUUAAUUAUCAGAGCAUCAAACAUAGAAACAAGAAAUCAAACCACUACCAACAGCAAGGCUACACACUGAUAAAUUUAAACAAAGAGACUAGAGCCGGCUCACAAGAUAGGGCCAUAAAUGAUUCCGUUGCAAAAGAACCAAGUUACCCAUCAACUAACAGCAUAGACCAACAAAACCAUUCGUAACGUCAGCUACAAAGAUCUAUCUGACACCACCAACAACACCACACAAGGAGAUCAAGGCAGAUCCAUGGAUCGCCACUACCUAAGGCCAAACUCCAAAGAUAGGAGACCAACUUUGUAUACUACAGCCGCAAGAGCCAGUGAGCCACUACGGAUAUAGACUACCACCAACACAGAGGACGCAAAGCCCAUAUUUGGAAACAUCAGAGACCUCUAUUCAAAGACUCCAAAUACACUCCACAUAUCUGGCCAGCCACACACCAUCGUGGAAGAACAACGCCAUUCCAGACUGCUAUGAAGACGAGAGCAAUUGCUAGAGCCAACCGGAGACUAAACCGUAGAAAAGAUACAGCGCUCCUUCCUUGUCUAGCCUUCACAAGAACCCCAAAAGCUGCGUCACGUGACCUUCAACGAACCCUAGGUCGAAUAGAAUAAGCAACAGCGCCGGCACAAGAUGCCGCAAGGAGUGAGAAGAGGAGAAGAAGACACUGCCGGGGAGAAGAGAAAGCAAUAUGAGAGGGAAGUGAGAGAGGAGGAAGAGCCUCCCCUGCGGUGGCGGAAGCCAAAGCUACAGUUAAUGGGAGAAUCCCUACUCGAUCCAGAUGACAUCGUGAUGGGAGAUAUGAUCGGAAAAGGAAGCAACUCUGAAGUCUACAGAGGAUCAUACCAAACCCUGGUUCCUGUGGCCGUGAAGGUAAUGCAGCCGAGUAGAACAUCUGCUGUGAGCAUACAGCACAAGGAAAAGUUUCAAAAAGAAGUUAUGUAUCUAUCCAGGAUCAAACAUGAUAGCAUUGUGAAGUUUAUUGGAGCUUGCAUAGAGCCACAACUGAUGAUAGUUACAGAACUCCUUGAAGGCGGCACUCUUCAGAAUUUAUUGUGGAGAUUUCGUCCAAACACUCUUGAUCUGGGGAUGUCACUAAGCUAUGCUCUGGAUAUCUCUAGAGCCAUGGAGUUUUUGCACUCCAAAGGCCUCAUUCACCGUGAUCUAAAUCCAAAGAAUGUGCUGGUAACAAGGGAUAUGGCACAUGUGAAGUUGGCUGAUUUUGGACUUGUAAGAGAAGAGACAACAGGGGCGGAUAUGACUAUUGAGGCUGGCACUUACAGAUGGAUGGCUCCUGAGUUGAUUACUAACAAACAACCAUUCCCUGGAAUGCCUCCAGUCAUUGUGCCUUAUCAUGUCAUCGAGAAGAACAUGAGGCCAAGUCUUACGGGCAUUCCAGGUGAACUUGUCGGCCUUAUCGAAUCUUGUUGGGCAGCGGAUCCAAACGCACGUCCUGAGUUUAAGGAGAUUACUAUCACUUUGACAAACUUGCUGAGGGCCGUGUGCAUAGACAGUACUUAUGAAUCCAUUGAGGAAUCUGCUUCAAGGGUGAACCCGAACAGCAGUAUUGCGCAGACUGUAAUAAAUGAUCCAAUAGCAAACGAGGAAGAUGACCAUGAUGAUACAGAUGCGGCUCCAAUAACCAAUCUGACUCAAGGGAGUAACUGUCAGGAGAUGGAACCUAAGAAAAAGAAAGGGAAUAAGAGUAAGAAAGUGAUGAAACUCAUGGUAUCGCCUCUCUUCAAAAUGUUCAGGGCUUGUUUGUACAAGCCAUGA
Molecule: messenger RNA, 1983 nt
Organism: Eruca vesicaria subsp. sativa (arugula)
Lineage: Eukaryota; Viridiplantae; Streptophyta; Magnoliopsida; Brassicales; Brassicaceae
Source: the annotation of a GenBank genome assembly